Messenger RNA from Hordeum vulgare subsp. vulgare (domesticated barley), 1587 nucleotides. RefSeq names its product UDP-glucose 4-epimerase 1. Gene Ontology annotation, biological process: rRNA processing; galactose metabolic process. Gene Ontology annotation, molecular function: RNA binding; UDP-glucose 4-epimerase activity. Lineage: Eukaryota; Viridiplantae; Streptophyta; Magnoliopsida; Poales; Poaceae. Gene Ontology annotation, cellular component: cytosol. The transcript has 9 exons. Bases 188 to 1249 code for a protein of 353 amino acids. The record is from RefSeq and is a predicted model, not a curated record.
CCUCUGCAUCCAAGUCCAACAGAGGAAGAAAGAAACCGCGAGAGAAACAAGGAAGGAAGAAACAACCCAACUUCCCCUUCCUCCAUCCAUCCAUCCAUCCAUCCAUCCAUAAAACCCAAGGAAAGAAAUCCAUCCAUCCCAUUACAAUCCCCUCCCGAAUCAGAAGAAGAAGAAGGAAGGAAGGAAGAUGGUUUCUGCUGUUCUUCGUACGAUCCUGGUGACGGGCGGCGCGGGGUACAUCGGGAGCCACACGGUGCUGCAGCUGCUCCUCCAGGGCUUCCGCGUCGUCGUCGUCGACAGCCUCGACAACGCGUCCGAGGAGGCCAUCCGCCGCGUGCGACAACUCGCAAACAACACCAACCUCCUAGAAUUCCGCAAGGUGGACCUCCGUGACAAGGCGGCGCUUGAAGAUAUCUUCUCCUCCCAGAGGUUCGAGGCUGUGAUCCACUUUGCGGGUCUGAAAGCCGUCGGGGAGAGCGUGGAGAAGCCGCUGCUUUACUACGACAACAACCUCAUCGGCACAAUCACCCUCCUCCAAGUCAUGGCAGCACAUGGCUGCAAGAAGCUCGUCUUCUCAUCAUCAGCCACCGUCUACGGGUGGCCCAAGGAAGUGCCCUGCACCGAGGAGUUCCCGCUCUCCGCGACCAACCCGUACGGCCGAACAAAGCUUGUCAUUGAAGACAUCUGCCGUGACCUCCAGCGCUCGGACCCCGACUGGAAGAUCAUACUGCUGAGGUACUUCAACCCGGUUGGCGCUCACCCGAGUGGCUACAUCGGGGAAGACCCCCUUGGAGUCCCCAACAACCUGAUGCCCUAUGUCCAGCAAGUCGCUGUCGGGAGGCGGCCUGCGCUGACGGUUUACGGGACCGACUACAACACCAAGGAUGGAACAGGGGUACGUGACUACAUCCAUGUUGUUGACCUGGCUGACGGCCACAUCGCAGCCUUGAGGAAGCUCUACGAAGAUUCUGACAGAAUAGGGUGCGAAGUGUACAAUCUGGGCACUGGAAAGGGAACGUCCGUGCUGGAGAUGGUUGCCGCAUUCGAGAAGGCUUGCGGAAAGAAAAUCCCUCUGGUUUAUGCUGGAAGAAGAGCUGGAGAUGCCGAGACUGUGUACGCUGCCACUGCCAAAGCAGAGAAGGAGCUCAAGUGGAAGGCCAAGUUUGGGGUGGAGGAGAUGUGCAGAGACCUGUGGAACUGGGCAAGCAAGAACCCCUACGGCUACGGAUCCAGCGACAACGGCCACUGAUCCAGCGACAGAGCCAGUAGCAGUAGAGCAUACACCACCAUCUCAUCCAUCUAUAUAUAUGUUUGUCCACCACCACAGAGACAAUGAAGGAGGAAGAAGAAGAGUACUGAUACACUGUAUAGGGAGUGAGUCGGAUGAUCCAUCAGCAGCAGCUUGAUUAAUAGUAUAAUAUAUUGUUCGUCUUAGAAAACUAAUCAUAUCGUAUCUCCCUUAUGGAGUAGAAGAAAUAAGGUUGGUUCCCUUGCCUUGUAGAAAUAUAUAUAUUCUGUCGGUCAUGGAAUAACUUACUACUUACUGAUAUAAAUAUAUAAAUAUAUAUGCUUGGUUCAUUUUGUUGA